AACAAUGAAAUAGACCAUAUGAUUUAAAACAUCGAGUAUGAAACGAAAUCUAGACAGUAAAAUUUUAAUUUUUCUUGGAAUCGUCAUCGUAGCAUUGGUUGGCUUGAAAACCUAUCGAAGUUUAUCGUUUAAAGUAAGAGUUUGAUUUCUUUCUGACGGCUUUUGUUGAGAACUUCAGACCACACUGCUUGUGCAAAAAAUACCGUGGCCUAUAUACUAGCUGUGCAAACAUAUGGCAGAAAGCAAAGAACAGGCCCUUUCGUCACUCAGCGAAAUUUUGAAUAUCGAUCGCGAGCUGGCGAGAUAUUAUUUAGAAAGAAUGCGUUGGAGUUUAGAGGUAAAUUGCUAGGAGUAAGAUUGCCUUGAGAUAAAAUAUAAAGGCUGUGAUUACCUAGCUAUUAAUUAUUAAAAGUAUUGAUCAAUGAUGAUGUAUACAAAGUAACAGUCAUGUAUAAGGAUGUGAAUUUCUAAGAUCCAGGCAUUAUUAUAUACCCCCUGGAUAUUCAUCCAACACCGAAUCCCAGAUCCAACACAGUAUUAAUAAACACAUGCAUAUAUAAUUAUGUGAAAUGUCAGCUGUUCUUUCCGAAAAUUUUUUUUCUGAAUCUUUCACACAUGCUAACCCCUAGCCUAAGCUCUAACUAGUCAUUAUCCUAACUGCUCUUUACACUCGUACAUAUAUGCACAUAAUUCCACACCCAGAUUUGAUCUGGGCAAUAGUGCAUGCCAGGCAAGUGCCUUAACCACUUGGCUACUGAAGAAUUGCUGGCAAUCAAAUGAAAUUUAUUUGGUAUCAUUUUGGCAUAUUUGAAAAAGAGGAAAAUAUUUUUGUCAGACAACCAAAUAUUUGGAUCUGGUGUUGUACAAAUAACCACUGCUUACAAAGUAACAGUCAAGCAUACUGGUAGCCACUACUAGCUAUCUCUAUAAUCCGCUUUCUUUGAUCAGCCAAGUAACUAUAAUGGUAUGUUGAUGCAGCACAAUCCCCUUGCUGAGAUAAUUAGAGAAACGUACUACAAGGAGAUUUAUUGUUUGCAAACACCAGUACAUAAUGGCGUAAGAUGAUUGCGUAUGAAGACAGUGUCACUGUGAUCAAACCACAAAUCUAGAUAUACAACUACAGUAGGAGAUUUAUUGUUUGCAAAUACCGUCAUCUUACGCCAUCAUGUAUAGGUGUAUGUAACAAGAUUGUGGCAUGAGUACACGAAACCAUAUGAAGAUGUCAUGAACUACAAAUCUCAUAGUAGUAUAGUCAUGCUUAUUGGCAAGUCUAAAUUUAUUCAAUAGCUAUCUAGUGGCUGUCUGGCUGAGGGAGGGAGUUUCUGUCUGGUUGCAUUGUAGCUCAAUGGGUUAACAAAAUACAUUGACAGAUAUUAAUAGCUUAGCUAAUGGCUGAGUUGACUUAAAUAAUUCUUUCAUUCCAGGGUGCAAUUAAUGAAUAUUAUUCAGACACAGCAGAUAAGCCUGCAGGAAAGGUUUCAAAUGAUAAGGUGAGAACUCAUAAAGCAUUGGUGAUUGACUAAUUACUGUAAGGUCUGAAAAUAAAAUAGCUGUGGUCCAGUUUCAUAUUGUGAAAAAAUUAGGGUCGAUAGUUUGGAAAUAUAUAUAUUUUAAAAUAUUUUUUUCAUGGUUUUUUCAAUAAUUAGUGUGACAACAGACGCCAUUUUGGCAGCAGCCUGCAACCACCCGGAGAAAAUAGGGUCUAACGGUCAAUCGUGUUGAAAAAAUAAUAGGGUUGGUCGGGAACCGGAACCACAGAUGAAAUGCUACAUUAUAGAACCAUUAAAUACUUCAUUAUUUUAUCUAGCCACCUUCUUAUUCCCAGAUUGAAGGGGAACCAUCAAGUCCCAGGUAUGUUGUAUGUCAAGAAUUUCGUUUAGGCAUCAUAAUAUUAUCAGCCACACCCAUAUUCACCUGGUCAUAAUAAAGUAUUUUGAAUCACCUUUGCUGUUCUAAAACUUAAUUUUUUCAUAAAAGCACCAAUGCUUCUGAUGGCCCUCAGAGCCUCAAACUUCUCUGCUGGAAUCUCGAUGGCUUGGACACAGUCGACUUGGAAGAAAGGACAACAGCAGUUGUUGAAAACAUUCUCUUGCUGAAGCCCGAUGUUGUACUGCUUCAAGAAGUAGUAGCAUAUUCACUGAAGAUUUUUCAAGAAAACUGCGAAGGGUAAGAUACUGUUCUAGAGAGGUUCAGACUAGGCCUGGAAAAUAGGGAUCCUGGAUAUUGAGGAAGAUUUGUCUUGAAGAAGAUUGAGGAACGUCUUCAAUUUUUUCACACAUACGUUAGGCCUAAAAAUAUACCUGUGGAUCCGGUUUGCCUACCGACCCAAUUUUUUUCUGCUGACCCUAUUAUUUUUUUGACGCGAUUGAACGUGCGACCCUAUUUUCUCUGGGUGGUUGCGGGCUGCUCAUUCAUGCCAAAAUGGCGUCUGUUGUUACAAUAAUUAUUGAACCAAAUUGCCUAAAUUCGUCCACAGGAAAUAUGCAUCUCUAGUUAAUAUUCAUCUCGGGACCCUACUGAAAAUCGCCCAUGAAAAAACCGCCAAUGAAAAAAUCGCCUGAACCAUGAGAAAAAAAAUAUUCCAAAAAAAUGUUUUCCGACCUACCUACCCUAAUUUUUUCACGCUAUAUGUAACCGCGGAAUCACUGGUCUUUUUUUAAAAGUCUUUGUGUGUCUGAUUACCAAUCUGGUAGCAAAGUUCUAACGGUGAUUUUAUAACCGUGAAAGCAUGCCUGAGUACACUGUUCACAAAAAUUGAAUAAGUCACAUAUUAUUAGCACCAAUGAAGAUCCAGGCUUACAGAUCGAAAGUUUCGCAGUAAUAAACUUACGUGGUGUUUCCACGAACAAAAAGUAUUAUAUGUUUUAUCGCCAUGCAAUUCUACAAAGAACUUAUUAGCAUCCAAUGUGUUUCUUAGAUACAUCGUGCUGGCUGGCAAUCACACAGUCCCUUACUUCAACGCGAUAUUAAUCCGAACGAGCACCGUACAGACGAAAGCAACCUCGCUGAAAAUAGUUCCAUUCGAAACCAGCAUCAUGGGACGUCAUUAUCUCAUUCAUCCAAUCAAAUUCGCGGACGCCAAGAUCGUUGUGAUGACGUCACAUUUGGAAAGUCUCGUCGACAACGGCGCUGAACGAAAGAAACAGUUUUCGGAAAUUCUAGACUACAUGAAACGCCAGAAUGAGAACUUUAAUGUGAUAUUUGGCGGGGAUACGAAUCUUCGCGAUACCGAGGUCAAUGCUGUGGGGGGUGUACCUAGUGGGAUCCUUGACGCGUGGGCAAGCUGUGGUAGUGCGCUGAUCACAAAGUACACAUGGAACAUGGCUGAAAAUAACAACAACGGCAAAGCGUAUCAACGGCCCCCUAAACUUCGAUUCGAUCGAAUCUUUGUCCGCCCAGCGAAAGAAGCAAAAGCUAUUAAGCCUAGCACGUUUUCUCUCGUAGGAAAAGAACGGCUAAAAGGCUGCAAAAGAUUUGCCAGUGAUCAUUGGGCCAUAUGGUUAGAAUUUAGCAUUCAAUAGAAGGAUAAAAUCAAUUUUUAUUAUCGAGACUUAAAGACCCUUGUACACGCUAAAUAAUAGACUAGUGUUUUAUUUACUGUAGGUUAGGUUUUACAAUUAGCAUUAUUUUAUUUUCCCCAAUUCUAAUCAAGUUUGGAAAGUUAUCUGAUUUAAAUAAGACGAUUACAUUGCAAAGUUUUCGGAAUAUUUUCUGUGAUGCAUUCUUUGAAUAUUCCGUACGAGAUGUAAUAUAUCAAAUCCAACUAUAUGCAUGGGGCCUAGCCUUACAAUAUAUCCAACCGUGGGAUCGGUUCAGUCCGAGGACUGGUUGAAUUGAAAUGAUUGCAUAUCUAUGAUUGCAUAGUCUCCCGGUUAGCGGAAACAGUGAGUGACAGACUAUAACCUAUAGCCGAUUAGCACAAGUGGCGGACAAAUAGGGGAGGGACUAUAGUGACAAUAGACUAUUGUGAAAAAUUCUAUGAUAAAGAAAAAAAUCUUGUACGUCGGGCAAUUUCAUGAACGUCCGGCAAAUUUAUGGAAAUUAUCCCCCCCUUCCCCCCCAAAAAAAAUAACUAACUGUUCCGCCACCACUGGUUACCAAAAACUGCUUUGCAGAUGAUCGAGUUCGUCGUAAAUUUGCAGAGCGACAGCACAAUAUUUAAUCGUUUUCGUUUGUUCAUAACACCACCUAUAUUUAUGUUGCACAGAAUAAUGCUCAGUUUGAUAAAAACCCGGUCUUAUGCCUAAUUUCCACUAGGCGGAAUUUUGCGCGCGGAGCGGAAACUUUCUUUGUCUUGUGAUUUC
Molecule: messenger RNA, 4304 nt
Organism: Paramuricea clavata
Lineage: Eukaryota; Metazoa; Cnidaria; Anthozoa; Malacalcyonacea; Plexauridae
Source: the annotation of a GenBank genome assembly